AAAGAACAGCUAUCAGUCACCAGCAGCUGGCUGGAGGUGCACUUUGGCCCUAUAAAUAACAGGAAAGAACUGUUCCCAGCCCAGUCAGAGGGGAUACCACAAGAGCAACACCAGCUGUGCAGCGGAUAUACAAAGUUUAAGUGCAGCAGACAUGGAUGUGAUCUUUGGUAGAAAUAAAGAGGAGCACCCAGAGCCCAUAAAGGCAGAGGUGAAAGGUGAGCUACCAAGCUGGCUGCAGGGGAUUCUUCUUCGCAAUGGCCCAGGCAUGCACACAGUGGGGGAAACCCGCUAUAAUCAUUGGUUUGAUGGCUUGGCUCUGAUGCACAGUUUUACAUUUAAAAAUGGCGAAGUUUACUACAGAAGUAAAUACCUCCGCAGUGACGCAUACAAUUGUAAUAUAGAAGCAAACAGAAUUGUGGUGUCAGAGUUUGGAACUAUGGCUUAUCCAGAUCCAUGCAAAAACCUAUUUGCCAAAGCAUUCUGCUACUUGUCCCACACCAUUCCUGAGUUCACAGACAACUGCCUGAUCAAUAUUAUGAAAACUGGUGAGGAUUAUUAUGCUACAAGCGAGACUAACUUCAUUAGGAAAAUUAAUCCUCACACCCUGGAGACAUUAGAGAAGGUUGACUACAAUAAAUAUGUAGCGGUGAACCUGGCGACUUCUCAUCCCCAUUAUGACAGCGCUGGAAAUGUUCUCAAUAUGGGCACCUCUAUAGUUGACAAGGGGAAGACAAAAUAUGUUAUAUUUAAGAUUCCUUCCUCAGUGCCAGAGAAAGAAAAGAAGUUGUCCUGUCUCAAACACCUGGAAGUGUUGUGCUCUAUCCCUUCCCAGUCUCUCCUUCACCCAAGCUACUAUCACAGUUUUGGAGUUACAGAAAAUUAUAUCAUCUUCAUGGAGCAGCCAUUCAAACUGGACAUUCUCAAGUUGGCAACUGCCUACUUCAGAGGUGUCAACUGGGCAUCCUGCCUUUCCUUCCAUAAGGAAGAUAAGACUUGGAUUCACCUCAUAGACAAACAGACCAAAAAGGAUAUAUCCACCAAGAUUUAUACAGAUGCCAUGGUCCUUUUUCACCAUGUGAAUGCUUAUGAGGAGGAUGGCCAUGUUGUUAUUGAUGUCAUUUCCUAUUCAGACAAUAGCCUGUAUCAAAUGUUCUAUUUAAAAAACUUGAAUGAAAGCUUUGAGGAAAACACCAAACUCACUUCCAUACCAGCCUGCAAGCGAUUUGUGGUACCUCUGGGGUUUGGCAAGGAUGCAGAAGUAGGUACUAAUUUAGUCAAACUUCCAUCAACUACUGCAACUGCUCUGAAAGAAAAAGAUGGAAACAUCUAUUGUCAGCCUGAAAUGUUAUGUGAGGGAAUAGAGCUGCCUCGCAUCAACUAUGAUUAUAAUGGCAAAAAAUACAGAUAUUUCUAUGCAACAGAAGUUCGGUGGAGUCCAGUUCCCACAAAGAUAACAAAAUAUGAUGUUCUGACAAAGAAAAAGCUCAGCUGGGAGGAGGAGCACUGCUGGCCAGCCGAGCCUGUCUUUGUUCCCAGUCCUGAUUUAAAAGAAGAAGAUGAUGGUCUUAUUUUAUCCUCCAUUGUGACAUCAGAUCCCAGGAAAGCACCCUUCCUGCUCGUCUUGGAUGCUAAAACAUUCACAGAGAUGGCUCGGGCCACAGUUAAUGUAAACUUGCAUCUGGACCUGCAUGGACUCUUCAUACCAGAGAAGGAUUUGAACGCAGAGCAUGAAUAGAAGACUCUUCAUCUUACUACAUGAACAUUAAAAUGCAACAACCCACCUCCUGACCCUAGGCAAAUACCCCUUUUGUCAUUUGCAAACCACCUUAUGUCAUGGCAAAGAAUAACCAAAUACUACAUCUAUACAGUUACUUUUCAUUACAAAUAAUAGUGAUUUGCACAACAGGCAAGUAACUAUUGCAAAAAAGCAAUAUUUAACAGAAUACAAAACAAGGCUGAACGCUGACCACUCCUCUCUCUUACAUCACACCUUAGAAGUUGUAUACACUAUGUGCAGUGAGCUGUGUUUUAUUCUAUACAUCACUGACUAUACUGAGCAAGGGGAGGUACUGUAUUUACAAUAUGGCAUACAGCAGGAGUCAGGCUUGCCCAGUUUGUAUAACUUCCAUGGAUUGUUUCAAGACAGCAUAUGAUCAAAAUUCUCUCUCUCUCUCUCCUGUCAGAAAUCCUGAUAUUUUUAAGGUUUCAGAGUAACAGCCGUGUUAGUCUGUAUUCGCAAAAAGAAAAGGAGUACUUGUGGCACCUUAGAGACUAACCAAUUUAUUUGAGCAUAAGCUUUUGUGAGCUAUAGCUCACUUCAUCGGAUGCAUACUGUGGAAAGUGUAGAAGAUCUUUUUAUACACAUAAAGCAUGAAAAAAUACCUCCUCCCACCCCACUCUCCUGCUGGUAAUAGCUUAUCUAAAGUGACCACUCUCCUUACAAUGUGUAUGAUAAUCAAGGUGGGCCAUUUCCAGCACAAAUCCAGGGUUUAACAAGAACGUCGGGGGGGGGGGGUGGGGGGGGUAGGAAAAAACAAGGGGAAAUAGGUUACCUUGCAUAAUGACUUAGCCACUCCCAGUCUCUAUUCAAGCCUAAGUUAAUAGUAUCCAAUUUGCAAAUGAACUCCAAUUCAACAGUUUCUCGCUGGAGUGUGGAUUUGAAGUUUUUUUGUUGUAAUAUAGCAACUUUCAUGUCUGUAAUCGCGUGACCAGAGAGAUUGAAGUGUUCUCCGACUGGUUUAUGAAUGUUAUAAUUCUUGACAUCUGAUUUGUGUCCAUUUAUUCUUUUACGUAGAGACUGUCCAGUUUGACCAAUGUACAUGGCAGAGGGGCAUUGCUGGCACAUGAUGGCAUAUAUCACAUUGGUGGAUGUGCAGGUGAACGAGCCUCUGAUAGUGUGGCUGAUGUUAUUAGGCCCUGUGAUGGUGUCCCCUGAAUAGAUAUGUGGGCACAGUUGGCAACGGGCUUUGUUGCAAGGAUAGGUUCCUGGGAUAUUUUUAAGUAUGAGCUACGGCACUAAUGAUUCAUAGAAAUCUGUUGCUUUGUUGCUUGACUUCUAAAGCUCCAGUAAGACCAAAGUGAAAUGUCUAAAGUGUUGCAGCUUUUUGAUCAGGAGCCUAGAAAACUUUUGCAGUAUUAAUCAUUUUGUGGCAUUAAAAAAAGGGAGCGGGUGGUGAGCUUUGUGAAAGAAACUGAAGCUUAAGUAACUUAAUUUCAAAUGGAACGUAUGCUUUUAUUAACACUUAAUUAUAUUUUAAUGGUAUUUAAAUUAAUCUUUACCUUGCACUGUAAUUGUUUGUUUGUUUUUCCCUUAGGAAUAUCUGAUAUGGCAUUUAACUGUAUUGUCUCAAAGAUAAAUGAUGAUUUGUCUCUUUA
Molecule: messenger RNA, 3375 nt
Organism: Chelonia mydas (Green sea turtle)
Lineage: Eukaryota; Metazoa; Chordata; Testudines; Cheloniidae
Gene: BCO1
Product: beta-carotene oxygenase 1
Exons: 11
Coding region: 152-1735 (527 amino acids)
Biological process (GO): carotene catabolic process; retinal metabolic process
Molecular function (GO): beta-carotene 15,15'-dioxygenase activity; carotenoid dioxygenase activity
Source: RefSeq, a predicted model, not a curated record